AUGAGACGAAAGAAUCCACACCCAAAACGAGCGGUGAACGCGAGGACGGUUUUGAAGGUGGCGAGAGAAGAACCUUUGGUGUUGUGUUCGAAGAUUCCUGACGAGGAUGAUGAUUUCGAGGGAAAUCAUCAUCAGAUACAAAAAGAAGAAGAAGAAGAAGAAGACGAAGCAGACGAAGACGUAGAGCGAUUGCGAAGGAUUCUGAGCGUGCCGCGUGACGACAAUGUCGUGAUGGAGCAAAAUCAUCAGAUGCGAGAAGAGGAAACUGCUUUUAUUGCUAAAGGAGUGAAGAGAAAGAGAACGUACGAGUGCGAUGUUUGCGAGAAGGUUUUUGCAAAACCAUCCGAUUUGACCAGACACAUGCGUACACAUACGAAAGAGAAACCGUAUGAAUGCGAUGUGUGCGAGAAGCGUUUUACUCUAGCUGGUAAUUUGAAAAUCCACAUGCGUAUUCACACGAAAGAGAAACCGUAUGAAUGCGAUGUGUGCGAGAAGCGUUUUACUCUAGCUGGUAGUUUGAAAAGCCACAUGCGUAUUCACACGAACGAGAAACCGUACGAAUGCGAUGUGUGCGAGAAGAGGUAUCGUCACGCUAAUACUUUAAAGUACCACAUGCGCACUCAACAUUAG
Molecule: messenger RNA, 630 nt
Organism: Bathycoccus prasinos
Lineage: Eukaryota; Viridiplantae; Chlorophyta; Mamiellophyceae; Mamiellales; Bathycoccaceae
Product: PREDICTED: similar to Zinc finger protein 271 (Zinc finger protein 7) (HZF7) (Zinc finger protein ZNFphex133) (Epstein-Barr virus-induced zinc finger protein) (ZNF-EB) (CT-ZFP48) (Zinc finger protein
Exons: 1
Coding region: 1-630 (209 amino acids)
Biological process (GO): regulation of transcription by RNA polymerase II
Molecular function (GO): RNA polymerase II cis-regulatory region sequence-specific DNA binding; DNA-binding transcription factor activity, RNA polymerase II-specific
Source: RefSeq, a predicted model, not a curated record